Molecule: messenger RNA, 2004 nt
Organism: Salpingoeca rosetta
Lineage: Eukaryota; Choanoflagellata; Craspedida; Salpingoecidae
Product: metalloprotease MEP1
Exons: 2
Coding region: 1-2004 (667 amino acids)
Molecular function (GO): metallopeptidase activity
Source: RefSeq, a predicted model, not a curated record
AUGCGGCCUCCUUUCUCCUUUGUGGCCGUGAUUGUUGCCUUCCUCCUGGCAAUGUCCCACACACAGCGGCAGCGAGACGGCGCAUUCAUCGCCAGCGCUGCUCCUCUGGAGCGGGCACAGGACAAGCACAUGAUCGACACAGGGGGCACGGAUGAGAACCCAUUCAGUCGAGACCGCAAGAGCUUGACGCCCCACCUCAGCAACGACGACAGUGCUGGUGAUGGUGGGAUCAAUGACUAUGCCGUGCGCAAUGACGACGAUGACUUUGACGACGAUGAUGACUACUACAACGAUGACGAUGACAACGAUUACUCCAGCGAUGACUACGAAAAUUACGAAGAUUACUACGGCAACUACAGCGAUGCGGAUGACGACGAUGCGGACGAUGAUGAUGAUGGUGGCAGCAACCGCAGCGACGAUGAUGAUGAUGGCGAUGAGGACGUGUCUGUACGAGACAGGGUAGCGUUCUACCCCUGGUCAUCAUCGUCAUCGCCGCUGCCGUUACACGUGGCACAGGACACGGACACGGGUGCAGCGUCACCGGCAGCAACGACGACGACACGCGCCGGUGCGGGGCCAUCGCCGCCGCUGUCCACCUCCGCCAACACCGCUGUUGACGCGUCUGCGCUGGUGCGAUGCGGCACGCGCAACGUGUCUGCAGAAGAGGAGGCGGCGACACAGGCCAUGCUCCGCGCAGCACAGCGACCCCGCCGAGCAGGCAGCAGCACCAACAACGGCGGCGGCGGUGGUGGUGGUGGCGAUCCCGAUGCCAGCCCGCUGCUGGUGGUGCCUGUCAUCUUCCAUGUGCUGCACGCUGCAGACGGCACUGGCCGGGUGGACGCCGCCACCAUCGCGGCGCAGGUGGAAGUCAUGUCUGACGCGUUUAGGGGGCGGACGGGCGACGCAGACGCGGUGGACAUUGGCAUGCAGUUUGAACUGCGCGGCGUCAACUAUGUGGCGAGCGACGCCCUGUACACGACGUGCGGCAACCCAGACGCCGCGAGAGACAUCAAGAACGCGCACGUGAUUGACCCCGCCACCACGCUCAACGUGUUCACGUGUAGCCCUGGCAACGGCAUCCUUGGCUUUGCGGUGUUUCCAAACGACUUUGCGGAGACGAGCAAGCAGCACGCCAUCUUCGUGGACCACAACUCGCUCCCUGGCGGGCGGCUGACGUGGUAUGGCGAAGGUGACACGGCCGUGCACGAGGCUGGGCACUACUUUGGGCUCCUGCACACGUUCAGCCGCGGCGUGUGCAGCGAGGCGAGCGGCGAUGAGAUUGCAGACACGCCGCUGCAGAAGACGGCAACACAGGGGUGCCCUGCACAGCGCGACACGUGCCCCAAUGCGCCGGGCCUUGACGCAAUAUGGAACUUUAUGGACUACUCGACGGACGCGUGUGUGACGCGGUUUACGCCGCUGCAGCGGCUGCGCAUGCGGGAGCUGAUGCGACUGCGCCGGCCCACGCUCUACGCAACGGCGGCAGCACGCGGCGCGGUGCUCGCCUCGCAGUCGACAACAACAACAACCACAACCAGCACAACAACCUCAACGACAACUACAACAACAACCACAACGACAACAACAACCACCACGACAACAACAACCACCACCACGUCAACAACAACAACGACAACAACAACCACAGCGAACCGCACUGGUCUGAGCGAGAAGACGUGCAGCGAGCUUGGGUGGACGUCCUAUCGGGGGGUGUGCUUGGCAACGGCAAUUGACCGAACAGGGUGGUGUCGCCGGCGCAAGCAGAACAAGGUCGCCCGCACGUGCGAGGGCGUUGGCGCGCGCGUGUGCACGGUGGAGGAAGUUGCCGUAACACCGCCCAGCCGCACGUGUCCGCGACACAACCGUGACCGCUUCUGGACAGAUACACCAUGUGUACGCCGCAAGAACCACGUGCAGACGGCGCGGUUCAAGAAGGCGCGUGUCCGGUUUUCCUGCACGAAGCCCCAGCGCACGCGCGCUGUCGUGUGCUGUGCUGACGACUGA